AAUUUGAGGUUUUCCUUUUAUAUUAUAUUGUUCCGUGUGUUAUCUGUUAUAUAUUGACUUCCAAGGUUAUUCGUAUUAUUUUCUAUAAUUUUUUCUCUUUUAAUAAAUUAAGAAUCUAUGGAUAUCUGAUUGCGGAGAACCCUCCAUAGCCAAGAUUUGUAGUUAAGUAACUCUGGAUCUUUGCCUGAGAGGCAAUACUCAGGGUUAAAAAAGACAAAGACAGCAUAUAGGUCUACUGUGCGCUUUGAAUUGUGGGUAAGACAUGUCUGCGCCCUGCAACAUCCCGAGGACCACCUUACCUAUGUGCCAUAAUUGAGUUAUUUAAUGUAUCAACAAGGAUUUUGAGCUGCAGACCAGUGGACAUUGUUGGUUUCGUUUUAAAAGUGAUUCUCACUAUGUCGGAAAAUACCCAGAAGGUCAGCGUUUCCGGAAAUGCGCUCUCGAGAGCUGUGAUUGCUGAAAUGCUGGCGAAGAAUUUCGAGAAACUGCCUGACAUUGAUCAGAAAAUCUUCAUGUACGGACCCUUGUAUCUGGGGGGGAACGGCGGCCUGGCAGGACUGAUAUCCAACAGCUUGUACCGCAGGGCCCUGAACGUCUCCCAGGCCCCCUUCACCUCCAGCCUGCCCAUGGCCGUGCUGCCCUUCCUCACCACAUUCGCCCUGUACAACGCCACAGUGUCCAACCCCCUCAUGGCAGGUGACCUCAACUGUCCCACCUGUGUGUUGAUCCGAGGUGCGCUUGUUGGUGUGGUGGGUGGCGGGGUGUAUCCCAUCCUCCUGGCCUUACCUGUGAACAUGGGGCUUGCAACCAGGUACAGCACCACACCGAUGCCAGAUAAGGGGAAUGUGCUGCGGUACUGGGUGGAUGUGUCCAGGCCGAUCCUGAGGAGGAUGAGGGCGGUGCUGCUGCUCCAGGCCUUCUUCGGCACCUACCUGAGCUCCAGGCACUUUGAGACUUACACCAAACUGGCCCAGAUAACAUUUGGCAGAGGUGUAGAGGAACUGAAAGACUAAAAUGUACCCAAUCUUAAAAUAAACACCUUUUUUAUAUUGA
Molecule: messenger RNA, 1053 nt
Organism: Epinephelus moara (kelp grouper)
Lineage: Eukaryota; Metazoa; Chordata; Actinopteri; Perciformes; Serranidae
Gene: tmem126a
Product: transmembrane protein 126A
Exons: 1
Coding region: 396-1013 (205 amino acids)
Biological process (GO): mitochondrial respiratory chain complex I assembly
Cellular component (GO): mitochondrion
Source: RefSeq, a predicted model, not a curated record